Cuscuta campestris is the source of this 1798-nucleotide messenger RNA. NCBI's taxonomy places the organism in Eukaryota, Viridiplantae, Streptophyta, Magnoliopsida, Solanales, Convolvulaceae. The record is from the annotation of a GenBank genome assembly.
GUCAACCAUCACCAUCUGGAAUCUGGAGAGGAAGAAAUCAAUCCUCUAUCCUCUGCCGAUAAACGUUUAAAACCCGUCCACAUUCAUCAAAACCAUUGCCCAUUCCACAUUUCGAAGCUCAUAUUUAUCCCUUUUCCCGUAUUGCGGAUCGGCUUUUUGUAUUCUCCCUUUUGUAUCAGUCAGUUGAUCGGAGGCGGAUCCAUGGCGGAGAAAUCGUUCAAGUACGUGAUCAUCGGCGGUGGCGUUGCUGCUGGUUAUGCUGCUAGGGAGUUUUCCAAACAAGGAGUUAAGCCUGGAGAGCUAGCAGUAAUUUCCAAAGAGGCGGUUGCUCCAUAUGAGCGCCCAGCACUUAGCAAGGCUUACCUCUUUCCUCAAGGAGCUGCUAGACUCCCAGGCUUUCAUGUAUGUGUUGGAAGUGGAGGGGAAAGAUUAUCUCCUGAGUGGUACAUAGAGAAAGGUAUUUCAUUGAUCCUGAGCACAGAAAUUGUGAAAGCAGAUCUUUCUUCAAAGACACUUGUUAGUGCUGCCGGGGAAGCAUUUAAAUACGAAGUUCUGAUUAUUGCAACCGGCUCAACAGUUAUAAGAUUGACAGAUUUUGGUGUGCAAGGUGCUGAUUCUAAAAACAUCUUGUACUUGAGAGACAUUGAUGAUGCUGAUAAGCUUGUGGAAGCAUUGAAAUCAAAGAAAAAUGGGAAGGCUGUUAUUGUUGGUGGAGGGUACAUUGGCCUUGAGCUUAGUGCAGUACUUACAAUGAACAACAUUGAUGUCACUAUGGUAUACCCAGAACCAUGGUGCAUGCCUCGGCUUUUCACAGCUGAUAUUGCUGCUUUCUACGAAGGAUAUUAUGAGAACAAAGGAGUCAAAAUCAUCAAGGGUACUGUAGCAACUGGGUUUGUUUCCCAUGCUAAUGGGGAGGUGAAAGAAGUUAUCCUGAAGGAUGGCAGGGUAUUGGAAGCUGACAUUGUUGUUGUAGGUGUUGGAGGAAGACCUCUUACAAAGUUGUUUAAAGGUCAGAUUGAGGAGGAGAAAGGUGGAAUUAAGACUGAUGGAUUUUUCAAGACAAAUGUUCCUGAUGUAUAUGCUGUUGGGGAUGUUGCAACCUUCCCUCUGAAGUUAUACAAUGAACUCAGAAGAGUUGAACAUGUUGAUCAUGCUCGUAAAUCUGCGGAACAAGCUGUGAAGGCAAUAUACGCAAGCGAGCAAGGGAGAACCAUCGAUGAGUACGACUAUCUUCCCUACUUUUACUCCCGUGCCUUUGAUUUGUCGUGGCAGUUCUAUGGCGACAAUGUGGGCGAAACGGUGCUGUUUGGGGACAGUAACCCCAAGUCUCCAAACCACAAGUUUGGACAGUACUGGAUCCAGAACGGGAAAGUUAUUGGUGCGUUCUUAGAGAGCGGGACUCCCGAAGAGAACAAUGCUAUUUCCAAAGUUGCAAGGGCUCAGCCUACUGCCCUAAGCUUGGAAGAAUUGGCAAAGGAGGGCAUUAAUUUUGCUGCCAAGAUCUGAAAUGUCUUUGCUACUUUAUACUUCUCUCAUGUAUUCAACGAUUAUUAUGUGUGUUUGUUUUUGUUUAAUAAUGUGCUGACUGGACAUGCACAUACCAGGGCUUUGCACCUUGUUUUCUUACAUGAUCAUGUUGAGGUCACUUUUUUAUUUGAUGAAAUGAUAUUUUGUUGAUUUCCAUAGCCAACAAGGCUACACAGAGGGACUAACCACUGGAUACUGCUAGAGAGAAUGUUUUUGUUUGAUAGUGAGAUGGAGUAGUGCAUUAUAACUCAAAUAACUUGAUACUCCAUUU